Selaginella moellendorffii is the source of this 1485-nucleotide messenger RNA. Its product is annotated as cell division cycle 20.2, cofactor of APC complex. Gene Ontology annotation, biological process: anaphase-promoting complex-dependent catabolic process; positive regulation of anaphase-promoting complex-dependent catabolic process; positive regulation of ubiquitin protein ligase activity. Gene Ontology annotation, molecular function: protein binding; anaphase-promoting complex binding; ubiquitin ligase activator activity. Gene Ontology annotation, cellular component: anaphase-promoting complex. The transcript is spliced from 8 exons. Bases 1 to 1485 code for a protein of 494 amino acids. NCBI's taxonomy places the organism in Eukaryota, Viridiplantae, Streptophyta, Lycopodiopsida, Selaginellales, Selaginellaceae. The record is from RefSeq and is a predicted model, not a curated record.
AUGGAGAUUCCAGCUGAGGCUACGCCUGGAGCUACUGCUGAUCCUGUGGAGAUUCCAGCUGAAGCUACUCCUCGAAGCGUGCAAAGCCUGCGAAGAAGGACCCGGCUCUCCCCUGCGCCCCUCUCUCCACUGGCGCGCAGGCCUUCCAUCUCCAUGGUAGCUAGCUCCUCUCAUAUCUUCCAUGUAAUCGGUGAUAUCCAGGGCGAUCGUUUCAUUCCCAACAGAGGAGCCAUGGACUUGGAUCUAGCGCAUUUUAAUCUGCUCCACGAAGCCAGGGAAAAUAGCCACACUCCAUCCGAGGUUGCAUCGCCUGUUAAGGAAGAUUACAGACGCAUCCUGGCCGAGAGUCUUCUAAGCUGCGAGACGGGGAGCCCCAAGAUCCUGGCCUUCACAAAGAAAAUCCCCUCGUUGAGCAUCCAGCGUUGUCUCGACACAGAGUUGGACAUCUUGCCUUCUUCCAAAAAACCACAUCGACACAUAUGCCAGACUCCUGAGAGAAUCCUGGAUGCCCCCGAGAUCGUGGACGACUACUACCUCAACUUACUGGACUGGAGUUGCAACAACACAGUCGCCGUCGCUCUGGGUCCUGCCGUCUACCUGUGGGACGCCGACACCGGCGAGAGCUUCCAACUUAGCAAAUGCGAGGAGCACGACACGGUGACAAGCGUUGCAUGGUCCGACGAUGGAAGAUUGAUCGCAGUGGGACUGAGCAGCGCAUGCAUCCAACUCUGGCAUGCCACCAGCAGAAGCCAGAUUCGAACCUUUCGCGGUCACUCAUCACGAGUCUCGUCUCUGGCUUGGAAUGGAUCACUCCUGUCGUCCGGAAGCCGCGACCACAAGAUUAUAAACCACGAUGUGCGCGCUCGAGCACACAAGGCGUCAGUUCUUGCGGGACACUGCCAGGAGGUGUGCGGCUUGAAGUGGUCACCGUGCGGCCAGCAGCUGGCCAGCGGCGGCAACGACAAUCUCCUCCACAUCUGGGACGCGGCAGUGGCGUCCACGUUCGAUUCCAUCCAUCCCGGCUCCAGGUGCGCGUUCCGCUUCGACUGCCAUCGAGCUGCUGUCAAGGCACUCGCCUGGUGCCCGUUCCAGUCGCGCUUGCUGGCCUCGGGUGGUGGAACUGUGGAUCGAUGCAUCAAGUUUUGGAACACUCAAACCGGGACGUGUCUCAGCAGCAUCGAUACCUUGUCCCAGGUGUGUGCUCUACAGUGGAGCAGGCAUCAAAAGGAGAUUCUCAGCAGCCAUGGCUACGGCCUCAACCAGCUGUGUGUGUGGAAGUAUCCGUCGAUGAUCAGGAUUGCCGAGCUCCGGGGCCAUACUGCUCGAGUGAUCCAUUUGGCACAGAGCCCGGAGGGAACUACCGUUGCAUCUGCGGCCGCGGACGAGACGCUGCGCUUCUGGAGGGUGUUUGGAUCGCCCAACAAGAAAUGCGGCAGCGACAUGAAACCCAGUGGCCUCUCCAGAAGCGCUAGUAGCAUUCGAUGA